Trypanosoma rangeli is the source of this 1386-nucleotide messenger RNA. RefSeq names its product meiosis recombination protein SPO11. Gene Ontology annotation, biological process: meiotic DNA double-strand break processing; reciprocal meiotic recombination; meiotic DNA double-strand break formation. The transcript has a single exon. The coding region runs from base 1 to 1386 and encodes 461 amino acids. NCBI's taxonomy places the organism in Eukaryota, Euglenozoa, Kinetoplastea, Trypanosomatida, Trypanosomatidae. Gene Ontology annotation, cellular component: nuclear chromosome. The record is from RefSeq and is a predicted model, not a curated record. Gene Ontology annotation, molecular function: ATP binding; DNA binding; DNA topoisomerase type II (double strand cut, ATP-hydrolyzing) activity.
AUGCUGGGCGACGAGGAGGUCAUUGCCACAGCCGAGGCCGUGGUGGAUGCGUACCUCGUGGGCCUCCUCUACCCGCCUACCACUGCCGCCACAAAGGCUUCAUCACAGGCUUCUCACCUUCGCUAUGUCCUUUGCGGGGCUUGCAUGGAGAAAGCGCCUCAAUUGCACGUGUUAAAAGGCGCAUCGGCAGAGAAGCCUCUGAACGUGUUGCGGCGCAGCGCUCAGGUCUUGUAUGUUCUCUCGUGCGUAGUGGACAUGGUGCAUCAGGGCCUGACGUGUACAGAGCGAGACGUGUACUACCGGAACACGCCGCUCUUUCCUAAUGGACAACGGGACGUUCAUGUUAGCAUUGAACAUCUUUGUCGCUGGAUGAAUUCCGCUCGUCCGCUGAACGUUCACACUGCAUCGAAGGGUGUUGACACCCCCGUGGGUGUGAGGCAGCGAUGCUACACACGUGAGGGACUUCGCAUUAAUGCGAGCGGGAAGAGUAUUCUCGUUGGAUACAUUUCCUUUGACAUUCCAAGAAGUUCAACAUUUUCGGUCUUCGCGGCUCAUCCGACGCAGCUGACGGAGGGGGGUAUCCCGCAGUCGCAGGGGGAUUUGGCACAAACUGCCAUUGCUUCGAUGGGGACCGUGGUGGUGGAUGGCACGCGACAGGCUUCUGGAAUUAUUGUCGACAUGGCUGUGGGGGUGCGUGGUUGUCACUUUCGUGGUGCAGGGGGCCCCGGGAGUUUGCCAGCUGCUGUGGUCCUUGUCGAGAAGGAGAGUACACUCCGGACGCUCGUCGAGGCAGAGGGCGUUCUGGGCCUCGGUGCGCCCCUCAGCCGCUGUGUUUUUCUUUGCAGCAAGGGAUACCCGUGCCGGGCCUCCCGUCUGCUUCUACGCAGGCUUCACUGUGAGCUGCCCAAGCUACCGAUUUUUGUUCUCGUCGACGGGGAUCCGCAUGGAAUGCGUAUCGCCCUGACAUUCUUGGGACUUUUUGGCGAGGACGCUGCCGCACGACGACGCCGACGACGACGACCACUGCCACAGCAUCAGCAAGGAACAUGUGUCUCGGCGAACUUUCUGUCCGCCUUGCUUCCUGCCCGUUGGAUUGGCGUGCGUCCCUCCACCCUCCCACACCAAACCACCGGGCGGGCGCCUCUUACGUCCUUGGAUCGGCGGGUGCUUUUGCACCUGAUUGAGCGGGUUGUGGAGGCUCUUUCACUCCUUGAGGAUGAUAAGGGCGACGCGGGGGACGUAAGCCUAAUUCGCGGUUCUCUGACGGAUCUUCUGCGGGAGGCGGAGUGGAUGAAGGAGAAAUCGUUGAAGUGCGCCCUUCAGGCCUGGCCGGGUGGUCUCUCGCGGCUUCUGUGCGCUUCCCCGGAGUUGGGGCGGCUAGUGUAA